Dromiciops gliroides (monito del monte) is the source of this 2615-nucleotide messenger RNA. RefSeq names its product TPD52 like 2 (gene TPD52L2). NCBI's taxonomy places the organism in Eukaryota, Metazoa, Chordata, Mammalia, Microbiotheria, Microbiotheriidae. The coding region runs from base 210 to 833 and encodes 207 amino acids. The record is from RefSeq and is a predicted model, not a curated record. Gene Ontology annotation, cellular component: cytoplasm. The transcript is spliced from 9 exons.
GCGGGGCCCCCAAGGGGAAGUGAGUAGCCGCGGCUGGGAUUACGUGCAGUGGUGGCGGCUGCAGCGGCUACGAGUCUUCUGGACGCUGAGUGGAAGCGACCGACACCAGGCUUGUCCUCAGCCCUUAACCCGCAUACGCCUGGACAUGGAUCCCUGCCAGCCAAGAUAUCAACCUGAACUCUCCUAACAAAGGUCUGCUAUCUGAUACCAUGACAGAUGUGCCUGUGGAUACAGGGACUUCCAGGACCUCCAUUCCUGAGGGUCUGACAGAGGCAGAGGAAGAAGAGCUCAGAUCGGAACUCACUAAGGUGGAAGAGGAGAUUGUGACAUUACGCCAGGUCCUGGCAGCCAAAGAGAGACACUGUGGUGAGCUGAAAAGGAAGCUGGGCCUAACUCCCUUGGAUGGACUGAAGCAGAAUCUUUCAAAGAGUUGGCAUGAUGUUCAGGUCUCCAAUGCAUAUCUUUCAGCAAGCAACACAUUGGAGGACUGGAGUGAGAAAUUAACCCAUUCAGAAGCUUACAAGAAGACUCAGGAAACUCUCUCCCAGGCAGGACAGAAGACUUCAGCUGCCCUGUCCAAUGUGGGUUCUGCUAUCAGCAGGAAGCUUGGAGAUAUGAGGGCUCAUCCCUUCUCACAUUCCUUUAGCAGCUACUCCAUUCGUCAUUCAAUAAGUAUGCCAGCUAUGAGGAACUCUGCAACCUUCAAGUCUUUUGAAGAUCGAGUUGGGACCAUAAAGUCCAAAGUUGUUGGUGGCCGGGAGAAUGGCAGUGACAACCUUCCUUCACCAACCGGAAGCAGUGAUAAACCUCUGCAGGAUCAUGCUCCUUUCUAGACCCCUUUGGAGAUUUACGCUGCCACAGAAUGAGUUUAAGAACCCUCUCAACUCAUCACGAACAACUCUGCAGAAAAAAACAAUAUAAUGAUAAUUCAAACCAGGAAAUGGACAGAGUCCAGUUUUGAGAAUUCAUACCCAUACAUAUAUAGACACUUGCUGCUGGAUUUGAGUAAAAUAGAGAACAAAAAAGUUUUGUACACAGAUAUUUUACACUAAAGUUUAUAGAUGAAAUGUAUCACUGUGCUAUUCUUCCUGGGGGGCGCAUUUAAAUGGACAGGACUUUCUCAUUGGGUAUAGAAGCCCAAGCAUGAACUCCCAUUUGGAAAACACUACAGCUUAGCUGAAUGCCCAAAUACAUUUCUGUUUGGGAAUGGAAAGAAGUAUAAUUAUGAAACACACUUUUUGAAAAUGUUUCUUUUCUCCCUUCCCUCAGUUUCUGAAAGCUCUUAUAAGUAAUCUAGAAAACUUUAACUAGCUCAGUUAUUUUUCCCCCCAAAAAAAAAAUAAUUCUCAAGAUGUGAAACUGUCCAUUUUUCUGUGCCUUCCAGAAAGGAGACUAAUUAGCAGCUGCCUGGUUAUUACACUAAUGCUCAAGCUUUAACAAAACAAAAAUCUUUAUUUUUUAAAUGCAGUGGACUUUUCAAAAAUCAAAAUGAAGCAAAGCAGCUUUAGCCUCAUAUUAGGGAAAUAUUAUCUUGGAACUCUGAAGCCGAAAUGCAAGCCUUACAUCACCUUAUGCUUUACUUGUUUAUAAUCUUUUUAUAUAAAGAAAUUGAGGGUUCUCAAGCUGGGUUUUGAGCACUGUGUGGUUUUGCAUUUAACCCUCAUGGCAGCAUGCCUGUGCCAGUUUGUGUGUUUAUUUAGCUCAUUCCCUAACUUCAUUUGAGUGUAUGAAACUUGCUUCUCUGUUCUCUGAAUUGCUGCAGCAGCUCCUAGCAGGUUCCUGCCUUUAGCUGAUCAGCUCAAAGUUCUCUAGACAGCAAGGAAUAUCAUAACCAGAUGAGAGGCAAACCUCUAUCUUAAGCAACUUUUAAGUGACAACAUCUCAUCCCCCUGUCCUACCGGCUAUUCUACUUCUGGAUAAGCCCAAAUGAUUGUACAUUAUUCAUCAGUAAAUCUGAACCUGCUAUUGUUUACAGUAGAUAUAAAAGCAGAUAAUAGUCAAUGAGAAGUAGGAAUUGACCCUCCCCCAAGACAGGCUGGAGAUGGAUGGAAAGAGUUGAUUCAUAUUAGCAGGAAUCUGUCUUGGGAUUUUGUUAAGUUCCUAAUAUCAAUAUUUUGUAGGAGCUCUGAGACUUUCCCCCCUGUUUUCAUAAUGAUGUCAUUUGGCAUUAUUUCUCAUGGCAAUUUUCCUGCCUAGUGUGAGGCAUGAUUUUGAGGGUGAAGUUUUGUGCCUUAUUGGCUCUCAGCAGUGGGAUUAAAAUCUGUUUGCUUGUAUACAUAUCAAUAAAAUCUCGCUGGCUGAAGGAAUACUCCUUCCAGCCCAAGGUGACCCUAUUGUGUUCAGCCUUAAUGUUCUCCCUACUCUAAAGAAGCAAGUUCUGAUAUACCAGUAUCUGUUUAUCAAUCCUAGGGGCUGCAUUCCAUGCGAUGUUAGGAGGCAGAUGCAGUAGGAAGCAUACUGUGUAGUGUCCUUUUAUCAGGCUUUAUUAUUUGUGACUGAAAUUGUUAGGGAACAGUAAGGAGAAGGAAGAUGAAGAGGUGGGAAUUGUUCUUUCUUCUCCUUAAACUGGAUAUUGGGUAUUUGUCAAUAAAUUAUUCUUUUCAGGGUAAAAAAAA